Prosopis cineraria is the source of this 788-nucleotide messenger RNA. RefSeq names its product V-type proton ATPase subunit G 1-like. Gene Ontology annotation, molecular function: proton-transporting ATPase activity, rotational mechanism. Gene Ontology annotation, cellular component: vacuolar proton-transporting V-type ATPase complex. Gene Ontology annotation, biological process: proton transmembrane transport. Lineage: Eukaryota; Viridiplantae; Streptophyta; Magnoliopsida; Fabales; Fabaceae. Bases 207 to 539 code for a protein of 110 amino acids. The record is from RefSeq and is a predicted model, not a curated record. The transcript is spliced from 5 exons.
UCCAACUUUUCUUUCUUUCUUUAUUUUUUUUACUUCCACAUUUGACUUAAUCCCUUUUUGGCCAUGUUAAAUUCAAUCAGUUGAUUAUAUUGCAAAUUCUGAAUUCUCAUAGACCAAAUAGCUGUCAGGAAAUUUCGUUGCUGGCAUCAGAAAUUUUACUCAAAUACGUUUCUGAUAGGAUAAAGAUUAAUAUUUGGUUCGAUACCAUGGAUCCCUUUAGAGGGCAAGGAGGAAUUCAGAUGCUGUUAACUGCAGAACAAGAAGCUCAACACAUUGUUUCCAAUGCAAGAAGCUUGAGAACUCAAAGAUUGAAGCAGGCAAAAGAGGAAGCAGAGAGAGAAGCAGCUCUGUACAAAUCCCACAUGGAAAGUGAAUACCAAAAGAAUCUUUCCGAGACUAGUGGGAACGCUGGAUCUACUGUGAAAAGGCUUGAAGAAGAAACAGAAGCUAAGAUCAAUGAUCUACGAGCAUCGGCUUCAAAGGUUUCUGCAGAAAUUGUUGACAUGCUGCUCAACCAUGUUACUUCUGUGAAAGUAUAAUGCCUUACAUAAGAUUCAGAGAUUGAUGAAGAAGCCAACGGAAGGAGUCAUCUACAAUAAAAGCAGCGAAGCUAUAGAAAUUCACCUCUAGAAACAUUUGCUAUAUCACUAAUAUGGUGUGUUGUUUUGGCAGGAAGACCUGGUUAGAGGGUUUCUUUAAUCAUAAUUCUUUGUAAUAUCAAUCUCCAUUUUUGCUUUAAAUGCUCUACUUAAAGAUUAUAGUUCUACACGUAACUUUCUGUUAGUUCC